Didymodactylos carnosus is the source of this 428-nucleotide messenger RNA. Lineage: Eukaryota; Metazoa; Rotifera; Eurotatoria; Philodinida; Philodinidae. The record is from the annotation of a GenBank genome assembly.
ACUGGUUUGUCUUUUUCAGUAGACGUGAAAAUUAACAUUUUGAUGAACAAAACAGUUUAACUUAUUUAGAUUUAAAUUUGUGAUAGUAGUGGCUAACACGACACAUUUUGCCACGUACGCGCACCUAUUCUUGUGUACAAUACCCAUCGCCGUCGUCUAAACUGUUCGAUGGUAUUUUGCUACGGACACGGACCUUGUACUGUCUACAAUACCAUCGCCGUCGACUAAACGAAGGUACAACACUUUAUUUAUUUUUAGGCGCAAAUAUAAAUAUCUGGGACGAAUUGAGAAAAAAAUAUAUGGGACGAACUGAGAGAGAAGUAUUGAUGGGACGAACUGAGAAAAAAAUUCUGGGACGAAUUAGUUGGGACGAACUGAGAAAAAAAGCUUCGUGGGACGAAUUGAGAAGUCAAUUUGGGACGAACUGA